UUAUUUCAAAAUCAUGCAAUUUUUCAAAAUUCUGAGCACUUUUCAAGUGAUUUUGGCCAUUUUUGGGCCAAAGUUGUCAAAAGUGAACCCCCCUGGAAAUUUUUAAAAAGUGAACCCCUCCCCUUGGCAAAUCCUGGCUACGGGUCUGUUUUCUUCUACUGGAUUAAUAAUAAGAUUGGUAAUAUAAAGAGCUAUAAAAUGAGAGAUCAUCGUGUAAUUGUUUCCCCAUUCAAUUUUCAAAUCCACUCAAAGUACACUGUUACUGUUAUAACUGUAUAUCUAAAAGAAAUCAACUCUAUGUUGUACCUCCCUCCAAAAUACUAUAUCUAGUAUAAACAGUAAUUUCCAGAUUUGUGUAUUUAUAGAGCGAUAGUGACCAUGCGUGUGUCCAGUCUAAAUCCACUGUGUGGGUCAUUAAAGACAAGGGCAAAACGUGAGCUGACCAAUGGAGACUAUAUGGUUCCUCAAGAUACACUGAUGCUUAUCCUACAGUCUGCAUCAACCAGGC
Molecule: messenger RNA, 508 nt
Organism: Owenia fusiformis
Lineage: Eukaryota; Metazoa; Annelida; Polychaeta; Sabellida; Oweniidae
Source: the annotation of a GenBank genome assembly